Fusarium sp. VM40 is the source of this 1425-nucleotide messenger RNA. NCBI's taxonomy places the organism in Eukaryota, Fungi, Ascomycota, Sordariomycetes, Hypocreales, Nectriaceae. The record is from the annotation of a GenBank genome assembly.
AUGGCUACUGCUGCCCCAUCUUCUAUCCUUAUCGUCGGCUCUGGUGUCUUUGGCCUCGGCACUGCCUGGGCUCUGGCCAAGCGACCAUACUACUCCAACACUUCGAUCACCGUCGUCGACGAUUGCGCAGGCCAAUUCCCUCCCGAGGAUGCUGCCAGUGUAGACUCGUCUCGAAUCGUGCGAGCGGAUUAUUCGGAUCCUUACUACGCCGCCCUGGCCGCCGAAGCUCAAAAGGAAUGGCGAAAGCAGGGUGAUGAGGACGUUGGUGGACAGGGGCGAUACUCCGAGUCGGGCUUCGUCCUUUGCGCGAGUGAGACACCCAAAGAUUUUAAGCUCAAGAAGUCUGGUAUGGACUAUACCAAAGAGAGCGCGAAGAACGUCGAGUCGAUUGCCAAGCAGACCGGUCUGCCCAUGGACAAAAUCCAGAGACUGGAAAGCACAGAGGCCUUGCAGGAGUUCCUUGGCACCAACGGAUAUCCUGGCGACUGGGGCUACCUCAAUGGUAACUCGGGCUGGGCUGACGCGGGAGAGGGCAUGAAGUGGUUAUACAAGCAGGUCUAUGCUAUGGGUCGAAUUGAAUUCGUCAAUGGCAAGGUGACAGAGCUUGUGGCUGAGGGUGACCGGGUCGUUGGCGCGAAGCUCAGCGACUCCAAGGUUCUCAAGGCCGAUGUAGUGAUGGUUGCUGCAGGUGCUUGGUCUGGUUCACUUGUAGACCUUCGAGGUAGAACCGAGGCUACUGGCCAUGCAGUCGUAUACAUGGAUAUCACACCCGAAGAGCAGAAGAGGCUGGAUAACUUCCCAGUGGUACUGAAUCUCAGCACUGGUCUGUUCCUCAUCCCCCCACGAAACAACGUCCUCAAGGUCGCUCGCCACACAUUCGGAUACAUCAAUCCCGUCAAGAUCAACAACGCUCUUCCCCCGACACCAAACGACAAGAGGGAAUCUUUCCUCGCAUCUCAACCAUACACCUCCCGCAACGACUCCUCGAACCUUCUAUCCGUCGAGGCCGACAAAGACCUGCGUCGCGCACUCAAGGACUUAUGUCCUAUCCGUGGCCUAGAAAACCGACCGUGGAAGGAGGCUCGAAUUUGCUGGUACUCUGACACGAGAGACGGCGAGUGGCUCAUCGACUACCACCCUAGCUGGAAGGGACUUUUCGUGGCGACUGGAGACAGUGGACAUGGGUAUAAGUUCCUGCCCAACCUGGGUGAGAAGAUUGCCGAUGUUAUGCAGGGCCAGGGCGGCAAGCUUGGUGACAAGUGGCGAUGGAGAGAGAUGGAGAACGAUGGCGUCGGAAGAGAGACAGACGGCGUCUAUAAGGGCCUGAUGACCCAGGACGGCAGUCGAGGUGGACGGCCACUUGUGCUCUGCGAAGAGCUGGACAAGGGCCGGGCGCCUGUGGGAGAGUCAAAGGCCAAGCUAUGA